Molecule: messenger RNA, 5566 nt
Organism: Microcebus murinus (gray mouse lemur)
Lineage: Eukaryota; Metazoa; Chordata; Mammalia; Primates; Cheirogaleidae
Source: RefSeq, a predicted model, not a curated record
GGCCACUGGGCCACCGAGCAGCCCUGCUUUACUCCUCUGCAGAUUGCGGUGAAAAUACUGACUUAUGGGUUUGUCGGGAGGACAAAGUAAAAGGCAGGGUAGGAAAAUGCUUUGUCAAUUGGAAAAUGCUGCACAAAUGUGAGCUGAUGCAUUACUACUAAGGCUGAUGCUGUCAUUCUUUAUUUUACUGUAAAUGCCUUAAGGAUGAGAGACUUAUUUUAUUCAUUAUUUUAUCCUUGCCCUUAGCACAGAGUUUGCCAUGUGGUACAUGCUUAGAAUGUACACUGAAUAGACAAAUGAUAGAGCAGUAGGUUGUCGUUGGAAGGGAAUGGACAGUGAGUCCCAGCUCUGUCCGGGAUACUCUUGUCACCUUGGGAAAAUCCUUUCUCUUUUCUGGGUCUCAGUUUCCCCAACUGGCCAUGGAAGGUUUAGGUAAGGGAUUUACAGUCUAUAGCAUUCAUGACAAAAUGUGCCUCCAAGACGGACUUUCCUGUGGUUGGUGCUGGGGUUGGAGGUGGCUAUGACAAGAGGCUGGGAUCGUGUUUGUCGUUUUGUGGGGAGCAGAGACUCCACUUCUCACCCCAGGCCGGUGAGCAAGGCCUUGCUGAAGAGGAAGGCACUCUCCUUUUUGGUAGCACCCCUCCUGGGAACUCUCCCUGAUAUGUCCUAGGGGGGAGGUGUCUGGGUUGGGAAUGCUGGUUCCUAAAUGGCAAAUGACUGGGCCCUGUCACCUCUCAAACCAGCCACACUCAGGUUCCUUGGCAGAAUGGUGAGAGCAAGGAGAAGCCUCUGGCGUAUCUUUGUGGCUGCACGUGUGUCUGUGGUUGUGUGGGGUGGACGGGAGUUGGCUCUGGCUGUGUCCACAUGUGCCUGCAGGUGGGCCCAGGCCAGCCCAACAGCUCCUGGAAGCAGGAACACCAACAAAACCAGCUGAGAGGUUGAUACGCCUCUGCGCGUCUUCAGCCAGGGGAACCAGUGCCAGACCACGUGUGUAUGUGUUUGAGCAUGUGUGUGUUGGGGGGAGAGAGAAUAUGAGUGGGGAGAAUCACUACUCAGCCGCCCCUCCCUGUCCCCUUAGUUCUGCAGGAGGGGGACCCUCAGGGCCUGGGUUCUGAGUCCAGCCCAGCUCACUGAUGGGAGAAGCAUGUCACGAAUUUAUACAUUAUGCAUAGCCCUUCACAGUUUGUAGAGCCCAUUUCGGUUUACCAAGUGCUUUACUGUUUACCAAACUCUUUGUCACCCCCAAUAAUCUCACUUCCUUUUUACAACAAUGCUUCGAGGUAAGCCGGACACUGCAUUUUGCAGAUAAAAAUCCCAAGGCUCAGAGCUGGGGAGAGACUCACUCUAGGCGGUGGGCGGCUCGCCGAGGCCAGAGCCUGGGUCCGGAUUCCAAUUCCUGCGCUUUUCUCUCCUGCCACCCCUGGUUGCUUCUUCCAAAAGAGGAGAUGUGGCUGGCUUGGUGCAUGGCCAGUUUGUUUGCUUCCUUAUUCAAUUAUUCAACAAAUACGUUCUGAGGACAGCGGGGAAGGGAGUUCACAGUUACUGAGUAAAUUGCUUCAUUCUGCUCUUAUGACUACCCUGUAAGGACGGUUUUACCGUUUUGCAGAGGAGGAAACGGAGGUUGGGACAGCCAAAGACCACACGGCAAGGAAAGAGCAGAGCCAGGUGCAGACUCAAGUCUGUGUGGCUCCAGGGCCUGUGCCUAGACCUACUCUCUUCCCUGGCCAGGUCCUGGACUGGCCUCGGGGACACCAGCUGGACACCGGAGCUGCCGGGCUGGGAAGUCAGGGCGAUUCCUGGUAGAACAGAGGGGUGUGCCCAGUGCUGGGGAAGCCCAGAGGAGGAGGCACCUCCUCACUCUCCCUGCCCUGCCCUGCCCUGGCCAACUUCCAGGAAGCAAGGUGAGGGGAAGGGUGACUCACAGAUAUGACUUGGCAGGCAGGAGCAGAGACCCAGGCCAAGUUAGGGGGCCUGCAACUUUAUAGGGAUUUCCUAGGCCAGUGGGGCAGGGACUGAAUCUCAUCAAUGUGGUACACAUACCUGGGGUCAGGGUAGAGUCCCCAGUGAGAAGGAACACUGGGUAACUCUGACUGGGACCCAGACCACGCCAUCUCUGGGGCCCUAAGCCCAUCACUGUCCUUCUCCUGCACAAGGAACUCCAUUCAUCAAGCAAUAAAAGUGCCCAGCACGGUGCUGGACUCCUUUGUCUCAGGAGGUGCGGCAAGUGACACAGAAUUCCCCAGAGCUCAGGAUACUUGCUCCCCUAAUGUGCCCCUCAAAUCCUUCUGAAUCCUGCAGAAAUGAGCAUGAAACCACUCUGUGAGGUAUGGCCAGCACGGCCAGGCCAGGACACGAAUGUCAAGCAACAGAGGAGGUCAGAACAGGAGGCACAGCCAGGACCUUGUGACCUGCUGACCCUUCCAGCCUAGAAUGAUGGAGCCCAAUGAUUCCUUUCGAGUGGAUUCUGAAUUCCGAUACACCCUCUUCCCGAUUGUUUACAGCAUCAUCUUUGUUCUUGGGGUCGUCUCCAAUGGCUACGUGCUGUGGAUCUUUGCCCGCCUGUACCCUUCCAAGAAACUCAAUGAGAUAAAGAUCUUCAUGGUGAACCUCACCAUGGCCGACCUGCUCUUCUUGGUCUCCCUGCCGCUGUGGAUCGUCUACUACUACAACCAGGGCAACUGGAUUCUCCCCAAAUUCCUGUGCAACCUGGCUGGCUGCCUCUUCUUCAUCAACACCUACUGCUCUGUGGCCUUCCUGGGCGUCAUCACUUACAACCGCUUCCAGGCAGUAACUCGGCCCAUCAAGACUGCUCAGGCCACCACCCGAAAGCGCGGCAUCUGUCUGUCCCUGGUCAUCUGGGUGGCCAUCGUGGCCGCCGCAUCCUACUUCCUCAUCCUGGACUCCACUAACGUAGUGGCCGUCAAGGCUGGCUCCGCCAACGUCACCCGCUGCUUUGAGCAUUACGAGCAGCGCAGCGUGCCGGUGCUCGUCAUCCAUAUCUUCAUCGUGUUCAGCUUCUUCCUGGUCUUCCUCAUCAUCCUCUUCUGCAACCUGGUCAUCAUCCGCACGCUGCUCACGCAGCCGGUGCAGCAGCCGCGCAACGCGGAGGUGAAGCGCCGGGCGCUGUGGAUGGUCUGCGCGGUCCUGGCGGUGUUCAGCAUCUGCUUUGUGCCCCACCACAUGGUGCAGCUGCCCUGGACGCUGGCCGAGCUGGGCUACCAGAACAGCGACUUCCACCAGGCCAUUAACGACGCGCAUCAGGUCACCCUCUGCCUCCUCAGCACCAACUGUGUGCUGGACCCUGUCAUCUACUGUUUCCUCACCAAGAAGUUCCGCAAGCACCUCACGGAGAAGCUCUACAGCAUGCGCAGCAGCCGGAAAUGCUCCCGGGCCACCACGGAGACAGGCACCGAGGUGGUUGUACCCCUCAGCCAGGUCCCCGCCAAUUCCCUCAAGAAUUAGUCCCUGCUUGUUGGGUCCAGACCUUUUCUUCCAUGAACAUCACGGACUGAGCUGGGGGAAGAAGGGCUACUGCUGUGGUCUGGGCACCUCCUCCCAAGCCACUGGUGGCCCCGUAGGUAUAGGGGCUACCUCCCCCUGGCAGGGAUGAUGGCAGAGUGACUGCUGAAAAAUCCAGAACUUGAAUGAGCCCCUUCUUCCAUCUUUGGGCACACCCUUGUCUGCGACCUUAUCCUGAGUCUUCCAGAGCUGGGAGGAAUGUCAGGGCCAGGUGCAGACCUCAGGGACAGACUUUGAGCCACCUAGUUCACCCCACUGGGGUAGCAGCCUAGAGCUUUGAGCAACUACUCCCAUGCGAUACUGGCAGAGAAGAAUUUUGGGAAAGGAACAGUCCCCAUGCCUGCAAGCUGUGUGGCACUAUCUUUGGGGGCAGACUUUUGAGCUAGGACAGUAUCAUCCUCUAUCUGCCCUCAGACAUAAAGUCUGUGUGACAUUUCCCUGGCGAAGUGGCUCAGUGGAGUCUUCUCUUGACUCACCCAGCAACCUUUCCUGAAUGGUGACUAGAGAUGACAAAACAUGAACAGACCAAAAGCUAGGACAGGAGUUUGCUUCUCGAGGCAGAUGUGUUUCUCUGCGCAGGCCUUGCCGUGCGCCUGGGUCAGCUCUGGGGGAGUGGGAGAGCCAUGCCCACCUCAUCUAUCUUUCUGUUUCCACGACAGACCCUGACUAAGUACCUCCUGUGGGGCAGCCACCCACUGUGGCUCAACGACCCCGCAAAGCAAAAUUGGGGCCCUCUAGGCCAGGGCACCUCAGUGUCCAGAGGCUUCCACGCGAACAGGCACUUGGGCUGGAAAGUGCCUGAGGCCUCUGGGGGGAAGGAGCCUGUCAGUUCUCCUCCCCCCACUCCUCCUAACCUGGCUUCCAGGAGUCACAGUCCCAAGGGCCAGCAGGUGUCCGCUUCUGUUGAGGAUCGUGAGUUUUGGCAGAUGUCUCCAAGUGGGCCUCCUCUCCUGCCCCGAGACAGGGAUGUGAGCCUGCAAUGUGAACCUCUCAGCCUCCAGACUCAGGGACUCAGAGGAGGCUUCUGGUUUCCAGAGCUCUGUGCUCCUUCUGAGGAAUCUUCCCUCCUUCCAGACAGAGUCCCCAUGAAGUUAGGACGCUUCCUUCCUGUGUCCUGGGCAAGCGCUCGAUUGCUGACUUUGAUGAAUGUCCCCCACUGGGCCAGUAACCUGCUUGGGUCUGGGAUGGCGGCUCAGGGCUGGACUUGGCUGAUGGUGACCAGCUGGCCAGUGCAGCAUGCUUGAGCUUUGGGGUCGCACAGACCCAGGUUCAAGCCUUGGCUUUAUCAUUUCUUGCCGAUGGAGCUGAGUUUCCUACCUCUUAGGAGUGUUACCCAUGAGGUAAAACCUACCUCACAGGACGCUGUGAGAUUCCCUUGUCAGGAUACAGUCUCUCAUUCUGCUUACGCUGACUUGAGUGGGUGUCUAUCGCUUACAACUCAAAGAGCUCUGAAUGGGGUAAACGCGGUAUGCUGAUGGACAGUGUUUUCUGAAUUUCUGUCAUUUCUGUACCCUCCUCGCAACCUUUGUGAUAUCUCUGUACCACCUAUGUGUCUACUUAAUAAAUAUUUUACAUUUAUUUAAAAGAAAACUCAUAAUUGUAAAUAAAAACUAAUGCCCCCUGCCACAAAUGGAAGGUAAACAUAAACAGAAAAACGUAACUACUAAAAGUGUUUCUCUGUGUUCUGUCUAGAGUCACUCCAUAUGCCCCAGUGACUCACACAGCUUGCUUCAGGAAGCCCCGCUGUGACGUGCAUAAAGUGCUCAGUAGAGAGUAGCUCUGACAGUUGGAGACGACUCAUGAUUACCUCCCUGCUUCUCCCAGGAUGUUGCCCAGCACGCAGGCCGGGCUCUCACCCCUUCCAGGUGGGUGGGAGGAGGAGAUGAGGCUGUAGCCCAUGCUCCAGCCCUGCUCUCUUCGUCACCCACAAUGCAGCCACCGUUCCUCCUCCUGUAACCUCGGCCUGCUUGUGUCCUCAGACAUCUUCUCUUCUUGUGUGUGUUUUUAUUUAUUUUUUUUUAUUUUUCUGACACAGUCUCAAUAGGGA